CCGCAGAUCUGAUUCCACCUGCAGCAGCAGCAGCAGAAGCAAAGAAGCAUCAUCUGAUCCGCCGGCAACAGAAACCAGCAGAACAAAGAAGAAAAAUCACAGAAUCCACUUUUAUUUUGACGCCGCAAACGAACAGACGCAGACAUGAUGGAGAAAUCAAACAGCCAAUAUGACUCCUUCCUGUACUGGAGGCAGCCAAUCCAGGCCCUCGACCUGUCGGAGCUGGAGGACCUGGGUUUGAUCGCCGGCCAGCCGGCCAAUAGCGGCAAAGGAAAAGACAAGGCGUCCCAGAAGUGGAGCCGCGACGACGAGGGCGAGCUGUCAGAGUUUUCCUCCUUCAACUACUGGAAAACUCCGAUCGCUGACGUGGACGCUCUGCUGGCCGACCUCAGCCUGCUGCUGUGAGCACACCGGAAUUAGCAUCACCUGACCUUUGACCCCGACAUCACCUGACCGCUGACCCCAGCAUCACCUGACCUCUGACUCCAACACCACCUGACCUCUGACCUCGACAUCACCUGACCCUGCAUCACCUGACCUCUGAACCAUAAUCAGAUUAAAACUUAACGAUUCAGAUUUAGCCCUGAUCCGAGUUUAGGUUAAACUGUAAUCCUGGUCCAGAUAAAGCUCUGAUCCUGGUACAGAGUAAACUUUAAUCCUGGUUCGGAUUAAACUCUGAACCUGGUUCAGAUUUACCUUCCUGGUUCAGAAUAAAUUUUAAUCCUAGUUCAAAUUAAUCUUUAUUCCUUGUUCAAAUUAACCUUUAAUCCUGGGUCAGAUUAAACUUUGAACGUGGUUUAGAUUAAACUCUAAUCCUGGUCCAGAUUUAAACUUUAAUCCUGGUUCAGAUUAAACUCUAAUCCUGGUACAGAUUGAACUUUAAUCCUGUUUAGAUUAAACUCUGAAUCAGUGUGAAUCUGGUUUAUUGAGUCACUUUGUCCAAGUUAAACAAUCUGAUGCUGCUUUUACAGUAAACCUGAUCUUAGACUGUUUACACUGGAGUAAUGAGAAACCAGAUCAGACUGAAGUUUUGAAUUCCCUUCUGUGGACAAAAUAAUAGAAACGCUGCAUCGAGCUGUUGUUGAUCAAAUAGUUUAAUCAGUGUCUCCAUCAACUCAAAUGUAAUGAAGGAAGUCUGUGUGUUUUAGAUGAAUUAAUUGCUGGAGGCCUUAUCUCAUAGUGAUGCUGCUACCUGACUGAAGUCCCCUUUAUUUCAUGACAUAAACACCUGGAAUGGUGACCAACUUUUCACAGCUGAACACACAACCCAGAACAAACCCUCCCAGAUCAGUAAGCAGUUAAAAGAAAAAGUUGCCUAAAAUCUGCCACCUGAACAUUAUGAGAUACGGCCUUCCAUUUCUUCUUUAGUGAGUACACUUCUGUUGAGGUCUGAGACCUGCAUUAUGUUUCUUCUGUCGUUCCAUCUGUGCCUUUUGUUUUUUUUUUUUCCAGAGCUGCUUUGUUAACAGUCACUGUUACCAUCCGUCCCAUUUGCAUAUUUAUUUAUUUAUGUAUUUAUUGAUUGAUUUAUUUAUUAGUGCUGCUGUGUUAGUGAGCGAGCCUCGAACGGACUGCACACCUGCCAACAACAAUAAAGGAAAAAACGUCCUAUUUUGA
Molecule: messenger RNA, 1617 nt
Organism: Stegastes partitus (bicolor damselfish)
Lineage: Eukaryota; Metazoa; Chordata; Actinopteri; Pomacentridae
Gene: mllt11
Product: MLLT11 transcription factor 7 cofactor
Exons: 3
Coding region: 145-405 (86 amino acids)
Biological process (GO): apoptotic signaling pathway; positive regulation of DNA-templated transcription; positive regulation of release of cytochrome c from mitochondria
Cellular component (GO): nucleoplasm; cytosol
Source: RefSeq, a predicted model, not a curated record